Molecule: messenger RNA, 390 nt
Organism: Prorocentrum cordatum
Lineage: Eukaryota; Dinophyceae; Prorocentrales; Prorocentraceae
Source: the annotation of a GenBank genome assembly
AUGCAGGACGACUCCGAGAUCUUCGAGCUCUCGGGCGCGGAGGUUUCGGGGGUGGAGAGCGUGCUGGUCGGUGUCUCUGCUGCUGGCGACGGUGCUGCCCCUCCUGGGCCCCAGACGGCCUCUGCUUCAAUCUCGCAAUCUCUCAUAGCCGCUAGGGGAGUGUAUUCGCAGGGGCAUGCGGCCGUGUCGCAUGUGCAGGAGGGCCUGCCCAUGGCGCAGUGGGGCCGCUGGGUGCCGUCUCAGCUGCCACCCGAUCCUGGAAAAGGCCGCCUGUUCGACCCCUGCGACGACAGCGAGCUCAGCCCAAGUUCUCGGAGAGAUCAUUUCGGAUUUGGAUCAUUUGGCGGCUUCUACUCCGACUCCGACGCCUCCGAGAUCUUCGAGGUUUGA